Molecule: messenger RNA, 1159 nt
Organism: Telopea speciosissima
Lineage: Eukaryota; Viridiplantae; Streptophyta; Magnoliopsida; Proteales; Proteaceae
Product: vacuolar protein sorting-associated protein 20 homolog 2-like
Exons: 6
Coding region: 170-913 (247 amino acids)
Biological process (GO): late endosome to vacuole transport via multivesicular body sorting pathway; vesicle budding from membrane
Cellular component (GO): ESCRT III complex; multivesicular body
Source: RefSeq, a predicted model, not a curated record
CAAUUCUGUUUGGUUACGUUGUUUGAAACUUCACCGGCACGGCAGAACGCCGUAAGUCUAACCCAACGAUUCCGAUGGACGUGUCACGGCGGAACUCCAUUUUAUAGGGUUUUGAAGAAAGAAUAUUUGGUUUGGGCACAAGGGGAAGACGUCGGAAAGGGUAUUAGUGAUGGGUAAUUUAUUCGUUAAGAAACCAAAGAUCACCGAUGUUGAUCGAGCGAUUCUCUCUCUCAAAACCCAGCGACGGAAGCUUGGGCAGUACCAGCAACAGCUUGAUACUGUUAUUGAAGCUGAGAAGCAAGCUGCAAGGGACUUAAUUCGUGAAAAGAAGAAAGACAGGGCUUUGCUUGCACUAAAGAAGAAGAAGGCCCAGGAAGAAUUAUUGAAGCAAGUUGAUAACUGGUUGAUUAAUGUGGAACAACAAUUGGCAGACAUUGAACUGGCAAGCAAGCAGAAGGCUGUAUUUGAAAGCUUAAAGACUGGUAAUAAUGCUAUUAAAUCUAUACAAAGUGAAAUCAAUUUGGAGGAUGUUCAAAAAUUGAUGGAUGAUACAGCUGAAGCAAAAGCUUACCAAGAUGAAAUCAAUGCAAUAUUAGGGGAACAACUAUCUGCAGAAGAUGAAGAAGAAGUCUUAGCUGAAUUUGAGAGCUUGGAAACUGAGCUCACUCUUCAAGAUCUACCAAAAGUUCCCGCUCCUUCAGUGGCAUCUGCAGAAGAAGGCGCUCAUUUACAGAGGCCAGAAUCAGACAAGCCUCAGACAGCUGAGAGCAAUGGCAUUGAUGAAGACCUGGGGCUCCCGGACGUGCCAACCAAAGCCCCUGUCGCUCCUGAGGCUGUUGCAGAUGUUGGGGACAAUGCUCCCACAGGAGUAUCAACAAGAAGAAAAGUUAUGGAGGAACCAUUGCCUGCGUGAUUUGAUGGAAGAAUUCAGUUUUCAUCACUGUAUUUGACGACCUUGCAAGUAGGAACCUAUUCAGGAUCCUGGUUGAAACUCUUACGAUGUCUGUCGUUUGUGCUAUUACAGUUUCCUUCCCUCCCCCCUCCUUACGUUGUCAUCAAACAUUACUAACUUGGGAGUUGAUUCCUACAAUAUGUACAUUUUGGUUGAUAUAUCAGUGUAUAAAGCCUUCAUUUAUACAUUCCUUGUGCCUUAAAUUCA